CGUGUAUUUGUUUAGUCUUCAGAGUGGGGAACACACAAGGGUGGAACCGGACCUACGCGUUUAGCGUUGACGUUUUAUUUGUACUACAGCAUCCGCGUUUCGCUAGCAGCUAACCCCAAAGCAUAAACAGUCAACAAAGGUGGACCACAUACUGUUGUUCGCGGACAGAAAAACCAGAUUUCCUGCCUCGGGGGCACUUUUCUACAGCCGUAUGGAAUCAGCGGAAUCCCUUUCGGACUGUCUACUCGCUAGAACCGGCUUAAGUGCCUAGCUCUGCUAGCAGGCUAGCUUAACUACCGACCACUACACUAACUGGACGCUGACCUGAAUGGAGCUGUCAAAUCCGCUGAAGACAUAUAGUAUAAACUUGUAACUAGUCGGGUCUGCUUAUAGACGGUGCUAAUCAUACUUUGUUCUUCGAGGAAUUACUGAAAGAAACUAGAUAGGGUACAAUUUCCUUGUUUCAAUGGCUGCUAGUACUAUGUGUUUAGCGAAAUUUAGAUACUAGGCUACGCACCGAAAGAUAGUUAGGCUGAGCAAGGUGUUGAGCAAAGAGCCAAGUUAGCUUUGCCAGAAUUAUGAAUUGUCUCAUAAAAAUGACGAUAUUUUAGCAACAUUCGAAUUAUUGUGACUGUGAGAACAGUUUAUGGCUAGCAGGCUGUCUAGCGUUCUGUAUAUAGGCUGUUCAUACGCUAUUUAUCCGCCAACUGUCAACACUUUCACAGCUGCAGUUGUCGCCAGUUGUGUAAACGGCAGUGUGUUUAUCUAACCUUAACUGCACCUGCGUAUGCCGACGUGUCACAUUUAACUUGUGACCCCAAGGCUCAGGUGUUGUGACGGUGAACGGUGCAGCACUCAGGGGAGCGAACUUGACACGACCAGUGGAAGUGUCGGUUGUGUUUGUAACAUUGUUGCAACUGUCUGAGAUAAACAAAGUAGAUUGUAUUAUUUUACCAUUCGCCAUAUCAUCGAUUUUAUUUCACACAAUCCAAAAUUUCUUGAAACAGCCUUGCAGUUUGACUUUAAACCUCUGUCAGUUCUCUCCCAUCACCUCCACUUCAUGACGAUUUGUACUGUAUGGUUUAAGACUGGAGAAUGGCAGAAUAAGGAAGUAUACAUGGGUGGAACUAAACUUAAAAGUAACUCGGCCUUUGUUCUUAUACACUGACUGCUUUAUGUUACAGUGUGUGAGGGCUGAGGAUCUGUGGGCCGUGUAGGCUGUCUAGCGCCAGCUUCCUGUCUGAGGAGCAGUACUUCCUGUCUCAGGGGCAGUACUUCCUGUCGGUGGUGUCUCAGUGACCAGUUGAUGAGAGAGUGCAGGUGUGUCUGUGACCAGGUGAUGUCUGGGUUAUAACCAGGGAGACAGCAGGGGUUGUUGCCAGGGAGACGGCUGUGUGGUUGCCGGGGAGACGGCUGUGUGGUUUCCGAGGAGAGCGCUGGGCGGUAGGUAGCGAGCGAUGUGGGUGCGGUUACCUGUUCACCUGGCCAGCAUGCAGGUGGUCGUCAUGCCGACCAUGUUGCUGCUGGGAACACUGUGCAGCCUGGGCGACUGUAUGACCCGGGGCGAGAGACACCGACUCAGGGAUCAAGUGGUCGAGAUGUUUGAUCACGCUUAUCAGAAUUAUAUGGACCAUGCGUACCCAGCAGACGAGCUGAUGCCCCUAACCUGCAGAGGGAGGGUGAGGGGGCAGGAGCCCAGCAGGGGGGAUGUGGACGACGCCCUGGGGAAGUUCUCUCUCACCCUCAUAGACACUCUGGACACACUGGUGCUGCUGAACAAGACAGUGGAGUUUGAGGCGGCGGUGAGGAGGGUGUUGGCUGACGUGCGUCUGGACAACGACAUCGUGGUGUCUGUCUUCGAGACCAACAUCCGAGUGCUGGGAGGGCUGCUGGGGGGCCACUCCAUGGCGGUGAUGCUGAAGGAGGGGGGACGUCACAUGGGCUGGUACCAGGACGAGCUGCUGCACAUGGCCAAGGACCUGGGGUUCCGACUCCUGCCUGCCUUCAACACCAGCAGCGGUCUGCCCUACCCCCGGGUGAACCUGAGGCGGGGGGUGCUGGGUCCUGACACCAGGACAGGCACUGAGACAGACACCUGCACGGCCUGCGCAGGGACCCUCAUCCUGGAGUUUGCUGCUCUCAGCCGCUUCACACAAGACCCCGUGUUCGAGAUACACGCCAGGAGAGCCAUGGACUUCCUGUGGGAGAAGAGACAGAGGAACAGCAACCUGGUGGGAACCACCAUCAACAUCCACUCUGGAGAGUGGGUGAGGAGGGACAGCGGGGUGGGGGCAGGGAUAGACUCCUACUAUGAGUACCUGCUGAAGGCCUACAUCCUGUUAGGAGAUGACCUCUACCUGCAGCGCUUCAACAUCCACUAUGCGUCCAUCAUGAAGUACAUCAGCCAGCCUCCCCUGCUGCUGGAUGUGCACAUCCACAAGCCCCUCCUCCCAGCUCGCACCUGGAUGGACUCCCUGCUGGCCUUCUUCCCCGGCCUCCAGGUGUUGAAGGGAGAUAUACGUCCUGCCAUUGAAACACACGAGAUGCUGUAUCAGGUGACCAAGAAACACAACUUCCUCCCUGAGGCCUUCACCACAGACUUCAGGGUCCACUGGGCACAGCACCCUCUCAGACCAGAGUUUGCAGAGAGCACCUACUUCCUGUACAAGGCCACUAAGGACCCGUACUACUUGGAGGCGGGCCGCUCGGUGCUGGACAACCUGAACCGCUACGCCCGGGUCCCCUGUGGCUUCGCUGCCAUGAAAGAUGUCCGCACAGGCAGCCAUGAGGACCGGAUGGACUCGUUCUUCCUAGCGGAGAUGUUUAAGUAUCUCUUCCUGCUCUUUGCUGAUGAGGAGGAUCUGCCCUUUGAUGUGGAGGACUACAUCUUCACCACUGAGGCCCACCUGCUGCCCCUGUCCCUGUCUACUGCCCUCCCUGCGCCCCCCCCCAACACCACCUCAGAGGAGGAGCUGGACCACUCUAACUCUGAUUGGACGUGCCCAAACACACGCCUCCUCUUCCCUGACCCCGCCUACCCCCGGAACCUUCGAGACCCAAUCAGGAGCGCUGUGGACAAGAGCUGUCCCCGCCCCUCCUUCCUCAGGGAGCCGGGCCUGGGCAGAGCGCCCCUCAGAGCGCAGGAUUUCAUGGCCAACAACCCUGAACACCUUGAGCUGCUGGCCCGCAUGGGAGUCAGCCUCAUCCACCUGAAGGACGGGAGAGUCCAGCUGGUCCAGCAUGCUGCGCAGGCGGUGAGUGCGGUGGCGUCAGAGGACGGCGUGAGGUUCAUGCAGGAGAUGAUGGAGCUGUCCAGCCAACAGCAGAGGGACCAGCUGCCCCCCCGCGCCGUGCAGAUCAUCUCACACCCCUUCUACGGCAGAGUGGUACUGACCGCAGGGCCCGCUCAGUUUGGGACGGACCUAUCCAAGAGCAGCACGGGGGUGCGUGGUUUCGUGGUGGUAGCAGAGCCGUACUCUGGCUGUGGGGAGCUGGCCAACGCGGGGCUAGUGCAAGGACGCGUGGCCCUGCUGCAGAGAGGACAGUGCAUGUUUGCUGAGAAGGCCAGACACAUUCAGAGAGCUGGGGCACUGGGGGGCAUCGUGAUAGAUGACAAUGAGGGCAGCAGCAGCGACACGGCCCCCCUCUUCCAGAUGGCAGGAGACGGACGCAGCACAGACGACGUCACCCUGCCCCUCCUCUUCCUGUUCCACAAGGAGGGCAACAUCCUGUUAGACGCCCUGAAGGAGUACAGGGAGGUGGAGGUGUUGCUAAGCGACAAGGCCAGAGACAGAGCAGCCAUAUUUAAAGGUGAACCGAUACCUGGCACCCUGCUGGAGAACAGUGUGGAACAGCAAGAGGAACAGGAUUGUUCUCCAGAGGAAAGCUCUGCCUCUGUCCCCGCCCCCUCAUCACUUGUGGACCAGUCACACAUCAGCACGGUGGAGGUGGACCAAUCAACUCUGGAGGAGACGGCGGAGGCGGGACCGGAGGCCGUACCUGGCGCUGAGAGAGACUCUGAGCAGGGGGAGGAGCCAGAGGUGGACUUGAACUCGAACAGCCAAUCAGUGGACGCGCUGUUAGCUGAUUGGCGGGAGGACCUGGAAGCGUUUAAGCAGAUGGAGAAGGACGAGCUCUGACGAUCCCCUCCACCCCCCAUCUCCCCCCUCCCCCCAGAGUGGCUCUGGUCUAGCCACCUUCUCCACCACCCCACCCCCCCCUUCCAACCCUGUAGGACAGUCUUAGAGAAGGAGGGAGGAAGCUUAAAUGGAGGACAUGAGUCUCUCGCUCUCCCUCUCUCUCUCUCCCUCUCCUCUCUCUCUGUUUCCCUCUCCUCUCUCUCUGUCUUUCUGGUCUAGGAAGUCUAUCUAGGAGGGAACUGAGUCAGUUAAUUUCUGUACUGAGUGGUCAGUUGUGGUUGAUUGAUUCAUUGGUUGAUUGGUUGGUUUAUUUAACUGUGAUAAUGAUUAUGUUUACUUUAUCUUUAGUGGGCCUUAUUGAGGGGUCAGUCUAAUGAAGCCGUACUGUGACUUGCUAACGCUAGCCUAGCACUGGCGCGUCCUGCAAGAAGUACGUGUAUAUGACUGUAAAUAUGUAUUUGUCAGUUAUUUCGGAGGUGGUUUGAUAUACACCGCUGCUUUGAUCAGGUGUGGGUCAGUAUAAUUGAUCACAAUCUCUUUUAACGAACAUGGACCGGACGGACUUUUUACUGCCCUCUCCGUGUCGUCAUGGGGACGGUAGAGGGUGCAGUACUAGUGGCGGCCAUCGGAGGGGGGCCUUUCCUCCAUAAAGCAGCAACAUACAGGAACCGCUAAACCGACUGGAAAACUAAGCAAAAACAAGCCAAUAAGUUAACAGUUACGUUUAAUAAAAUUGAUAAACAGCUGUUAAAGUGCCUGAUAAUUAAUUAUAAUUUCACCAAAAUGUC
Molecule: messenger RNA, 4927 nt
Organism: Osmerus eperlanus (European smelt)
Lineage: Eukaryota; Metazoa; Chordata; Actinopteri; Osmeriformes; Osmeridae
Gene: edem3
Product: ER degradation enhancer, mannosidase alpha-like 3
Exons: 21
Coding region: 1458-4139 (893 amino acids)
Biological process (GO): carbohydrate metabolic process; mannose trimming involved in glycoprotein ERAD pathway; endoplasmic reticulum mannose trimming
Cellular component (GO): endoplasmic reticulum; membrane
Molecular function (GO): mannosyl-oligosaccharide 1,2-alpha-mannosidase activity; calcium ion binding
Source: RefSeq, a predicted model, not a curated record